This is a messenger RNA of Racocetra persica, 396 nucleotides long. NCBI's taxonomy places the organism in Eukaryota, Fungi, Glomeromycota, Glomeromycetes, Diversisporales, Gigasporaceae. The record is from the annotation of a GenBank genome assembly.
AUAAGUACUACUCUCGGUCAAGCAACUCCUACUGCCGUUCAACCAAGCCCUAGUGCUAUCGCUCCUAACCCAAUUGCUACCGCUCCUAGCCCAAUUGCCACUGCUCCUAGCCCAAUUGCUACAGGUGACAUUACCACAUGCUCUACUUGUGAUAAAGUAAAAGCUGCUUGUGGUUCAAAGUUUAGUCUUCCUCAAGUAUACUCUCAAGGCACUUAUAUCGCUACAGGCAUUGUCAUUAUCGUCAGAAGACAUCGCAAAUCGAGAAAAAUCGGUGACUUCCCUAAUAUAUCAAAACCCACAAAAACAAAAUCUUUAGAUAUACUUGACAAUUACAAUCGUAAAACAAGAUAUUCUAAUCGUAGUAAUCGUAGUGUUGAUCAAUUCAAAGAAAAUGAU